Phoenix dactylifera (date palm) is the source of this 1361-nucleotide messenger RNA. Its product is annotated as ethylene-responsive transcription factor ERF061-like. Gene Ontology annotation, molecular function: DNA binding; DNA-binding transcription factor activity. Lineage: Eukaryota; Viridiplantae; Streptophyta; Magnoliopsida; Arecales; Arecaceae. Gene Ontology annotation, biological process: regulation of DNA-templated transcription. The record is from RefSeq and is a predicted model, not a curated record.
CCCCAUUUCGGCGUAGUUAACAGCAAGCGACGAAAGAAAACCUAUUCUUUGGUCCCAGGAAUUUCCCGAGUCUUCCUCAAAUCUCUCUAUGCCGUUCCCAGAAUACCCCUGAUCUCCUCCCCAAAGUUUUCCCCACCGUUCCUGAUCUCUUCCCGUUACUAGUUUCAGUUCCUCCUCCAUUUUUGUCGGAGAAAUGGAACAGUUUUUCUAGAAUUUCUUUUCUCCCGUUUUUUCUUUAAUUUUUAUGUUACAGAAAUGUCGGAAAGCGGGAGAGAAAUUAGGGAGGGAGGGAUCGCCGAAAUGAUGGACGGAACUCUAGAAGGCCCACCGCCUGCGGCUUUUCCCGGCGGGAUCAGCUCCGCGCUAUCGGAGAUCCUCACAUCCGGAACCGAUCCACUGGACUCCAUCUUCUCCCACCUCCCGCCGCCGGCGCUGGCAGCGCCGGAAACCCUCGGCUCCGGCGUCUACCUCCGACAGACGGAGCUCCUUCGGCGAAUCGCCUCCCAAUCCCGGCCCUACUCCGCCGCCUUCCCUUCUCGCGCCGCCGCUCCCGCCUGGGCAGCCGCGGCAGCCGAACAGCAUCACCGCCUAUACCGCGGCAUCGGGCCGGCAAAGAAGAAGCUCUACCGGGGCGUCCGGCAGCGCCACUGGGGGAAGUGGGUGGCCGAGAUCCGGCUCCCCCAGAAUCGGAUGCGGGUCUGGCUCGGCACCUACGACUCGGCCGAGUCGGCGGCCUACGCCUACGACCGCGCCGCCUACAAGCUCCGCGGGGAGUACGCCCGCCUCAACUUCCCGGACCUCAGGGACGGUGGCGAUUGCCCCGAGAAGCUCCGCGUGCUAGGAUCUGCCGUCGAUUCCAAGAUCCAGGCCAUCUGCCAGCGGCUCGGGCGGCAGAGAAGAUCGAAGCUGAGAUCCGAGUCCGAGAAGGGGAAGGCAAAGGGAGAGAGCCGGAGAGACGACGAGCCCCGGGCCGCGGCGGCGGAACAGGGCCCGUCGGAGACGUCGUCGUCGGUGUCGGAAGAGAGUUUGAUGACGGCGGGGUGCGCCGAAACGAACAACGAGUGUUCGCUUGCGGGGAUGCCCUCGUUUGAUCCCGAGUUAAUCUGGGAAGUGCUCCCUAAUUAAGCAAAAAGAUGCUGCAUUAGCUUUACCAAAAAGUAUGUAAUUAGUGGAUAAAUGACAAGCGAGAGAAUUAAUACUGAAUAAAUGAUGCUGUAAGCGAGAUGUUUGGGACAAAAAGGGCUACUUCUCAGUCUUCCGUGAUGGUCAUGGAUGUGGUGCGAUAACGUAGACUGGAUUUUUAUGGUGAUCUAAGUAUUAUUGUUAUUAAAAUUUUUUAUGUGGCAAAAAUUAUCAAGGCC